UAGGAGUCGGGGGCUGCCCGAAAAAUAAUCUUCGGUGACCUUCUAUAUCGUCUUAUAUACCGUGGCUAUAUCCGCUUCACCUUCUUAUAUCCCCUUCAUAUCAACCAUCCAAUUCCCCCCAUCCCUCCAUCCACCUUUGUCCUGUGUGUAUCCUUCCAUCUCAUCCCUAAGCUCCAGCUUGAAGCUUAAGCUUAUCUCUCUGCAGCUUCGACAUGGCUUCUACCGCCCGCACCUUCGCCCGCGCGGCUUUCAAGUCGUCGCCCUCCACUUCUGCCUUCAAGACCUCUACCCGUAACACGGCCUUUGCCUUGCCGCGCCAGACCCUCCGCCAGCAGGCCCGCCGUGCCUACUCCUCUGAAGCCCCCAAGUCCUCCUCCUCUACUGGCAUCUACCUCGGUGUGGGAGCUCUCGCUCUCGGGGCCGGAUACUACUUCUACUCCCAGAGCAGCGGCUCGUCCGCCAGCGAGACCAAGGUCUUCACCCCCACGUUCGAGGACUACCAGAAGGUGUACAACGAGAUCGCUGAGCGAUUGGAGGAGAAGCACGACUACGAUGAUGGAUCGUACGGCCCCGUCCUGCUGCGAUUGGCGUGGCACGCCAGCGGCACCUACGAUAAGGAGACUGGAACUGGUGGUAGCAAUGGCGCCACCAUGAGAUUUGCCCCCGAGAGUGACCACGGUGCCAAUGCCGGUCUGGUUGCCGCGAGAGACUUCCUAGAGCCCGUUAAGCAAAAGUUCCCUUGGAUCACCUACUCCGACCUUUGGAUUCUCGGUGGUGUCUGCGCCGUCCAGGAGAUGCACGGCCCCAUCAUCCCAUACCGACCUGGUCGAACUGACAAGGAUAUGUCUGCUUGCACACCUGAUGGACGUCUCCCAGAUGCAUCCCAAGGAAACAAGCACUUGCGCGACAUCUUCUACCGUAUGGGCUUCAACGACCAGGAGAUCGUUGCCCUGAGCGGUGCUCACGCCCUCGGACGAUGCCACAGUAACCGAAGUGGCUUCGAGGGCCCAUGGACAUUCUCGCCCACUAUCCUGACCAACGAGUUCUUCAAGCUCCUCGUGAACGAGAAGUGGAACUGGAAGAAGUGGAACGGUCCCAAGCAGUAUGAGGACAAGACCACCAAGACCCUGAUGAUGCUUCCCACCGACAUGGCCCUUGUCACUGACAAGAGCUUCCGACAAUGGGUCGACAAGUAUGCCAAGGAUGAGGAGCUCUUCUUCAAGGACUUCGCCGCCGUGAUCCUCAAGCUCUUCGAGCUUGGUGUUCCCUUCGCCGAGGGCACCGAGCAGAGCCGAUGGACCUUCAAGCCCACCCACCACUCCUAGAUACCUAAUGAACAUAGACCGGGGAUACGUAUAGACGGUCCAUCCUUCAAGAUUAGAAUAGAUUCUGGGAGGGACAGAUAGAAGACGUAUCAGAAUGGGGCGGUCGAGUCCAGGGAAUCCUCGGACGGUGUAUAUUUCCUUUUAUUGCUGUCUUUCCG
Amorphotheca resinae ATCC 22711 is the source of this 1483-nucleotide messenger RNA. RefSeq lists its product as hypothetical. NCBI's taxonomy places the organism in Eukaryota, Fungi, Ascomycota, Leotiomycetes, Helotiales, Amorphothecaceae. The coding region runs from base 213 to 1325 and encodes 370 amino acids. Gene Ontology annotation, molecular function: peroxidase activity; heme binding. The transcript is spliced from 3 exons. The record is from RefSeq and is a predicted model, not a curated record. Gene Ontology annotation, biological process: hydrogen peroxide catabolic process; cellular response to oxidative stress; response to reactive oxygen species.